Mangifera indica (mango) is the source of this 1321-nucleotide messenger RNA. RefSeq lists its product as uncharacterized. The transcript is spliced from 3 exons. The record is from RefSeq and is a predicted model, not a curated record. Bases 21 to 1187 code for a protein of 388 amino acids. Gene Ontology annotation, cellular component: plant-type cell wall. NCBI's taxonomy places the organism in Eukaryota, Viridiplantae, Streptophyta, Magnoliopsida, Sapindales, Anacardiaceae.
AAUGCAUAUAAACCCAUGUAAUGUUCCUCAUAAUCUCAGCUGCUAACUCUUGUUUUUCUCCAGGAUUGUUUGGCUUUGCGCACAGAAUGCGAGGAGGGUUCAUUUUUCUGUCGGUGCUGCUCUGUUCCACUUUCCAUGUCUCCUUCUCGCUCAUAGUAGACGGACUAGUCCCAAAUGGUGACUUUGAGCUCGGCCCCAAGCCCUCGGACAUGAAUGGCACAGUGGUUCUUGGCAAGUACGCAAUACCAAAAUGGGAAAUUUCUGGCUUCGUUGAGUACAUAAAAUCGGGGCAAAAGCAAGGGGAUAUGUUGCUGGUGGUGCCAGAGGGGGCCUUUGCAGUUAGGCUAGGAAACGAGGCAUCAAUUAAGCAGAGAAUCAAAGUGACUAAGGGCAUGUACUAUUCCAUCUCCUUCAGCUAUGCCCGCACUUGUGCUCAAGAUGAGUCGCUCAACAUAUCCGUGGCGCCGGAUUUUGGCUUGCUGCCUGUGCAAACGCUGUACAGCAGCAACGGCUGGGACACUUAUGCAUGGGGUUUCAAAGCUUUGUAUGAAACUGUGGAGCUUGUUUUGCACAAUCCAGGGGUCGAGGAGGAUGCUGCUUGCGGUCCACUCGUCGAUUCGGUCGCCAUUAAAACUCUUUACCCUCCUAGACCUUCCAACAAAAACUUGGUGAAAAAUCCCAGUUUUGAAGAAGGUCCAUAUGUGUUUCCCAACACAUCUUGGGGAGUCCUAAUCCCACCCAACAUUGAAGACGACCACUCUCCAUUACCAGGCUGGAUGAUCGAAUCCUUGAAAGCCGUAAAGUAUAUAGACGCCGAGCACUUCUCCGUCCCACAUGGGCGGAGAGCGGUUGAGCUUGUGGCCGGAAAAGAAAGCGCCAUCGCCCAGAUCGUCCGCACCAUCCCGGGAAAAACUUAUAGUCUCUCGUUCUCAGUGGGCGAUGCCAGCAACUCCUGUCAAGGAUCCAUGGUUGUUGAAGCCUUUGCAGGCAGGGAUACCAUCAAAGUGCCUUAUGAAUCAAAAGGCAAAGGCGGAUUCAAACGUGCAGUGCUUAAGUUUGUGGCUGUUUCACCACGAACUCGGAUAAUGUUCCUCAGCACAUUUUACACCAUGAGAAGCGAUGACUUUUCCUCCCUCUGCGGCCCGGUUCUUGAUGAUGUGACGCUGUUGAGUCUUCGUAAGCCAUGAGGCAGCCCACCAAGCAUGGUGCAUGGGAGACACAUAAUUAAGAUAUAUUGGAUCUCUUGUUAUAGUAUUUAUUUAUUAAGAGGUUUUAAUUUUGUGGCAACAAAAAUAAAUUAAGAGAUUAUUACUUAAUAAUA